Nannochloropsis gaditana CCMP526 is the source of this 2737-nucleotide messenger RNA. It is a transcript of the gene ARSB, whose product is annotated as arylsulfatase B. The record is from RefSeq and is a predicted model, not a curated record. The transcript is spliced from 6 exons. The coding region runs from base 80 to 2191 and encodes 703 amino acids.
AGACAGGAACCACAUCUCAGUAGAGAUUCAGAUAAGACUACCUUUGAGCUCGGCAGCAUAUUGGUGCCGUCAUCACACGAUGCGGAAUUCGAGCACAAAAAGAAAGACAUGGACAGUCAGCCUCCGUAAAAGUAUCCACCGGUUUUUCCAUCCGCAAUACAUUACAUCUGCUGUGAUGCUCAUCCUUUUGGCUAUAUCUUCACCGUCAAUACCUUGUGUAAAGGCCUCCACAAUGGCAAAAAAUCCACAAAUUGCGAAACCUCCCCACGUCCUUAUGAUUGUCGUCGAUGAUGCGGGUGUUCAAGAUGUGGGGUAUAACGCAAGUCCUGAGUCACCUCUUCGGGGCAAGACCCCCGUUUUGGACUCAUUGGCCGCCGAGUCUGUACGUCUUAAGGAAUACUAUGUCCAUCCGGUCUGCACACCUACGCGGGCAGCUCUGCUGACAGGUCGCUAUGCCGUGAACGUCGGUAUGCCUUUUCCCUUAAUCGGGGACGCAAUUUCUGGCCUUGAUGGGAGCAUACCCACAUUACCUGAAAUGCUGAAGAGUGAGGCUAACUACAGUACGCACCUUGUCGGGAAGUGGCAUCUGGGCGCAGCCAAGGCCAAAAAUCGCCCUCUGGCCCGUGGAUUUGAUUCCUUUUACGGCCUCUUAGGUGCCAGCUUUGAUCAUUAUACCAAAAAAAUGGGAGAGGUGCGAGACUUGUGGAAGAACGAAGCGGAAGUCCCAGCCAAGGAGGUGGAUGAAAAGGAGCACGCCACCACUCUCUUCAGCCGGGAGGCUGUGAAGGUCAUAGAGGAGCAUUCUGCCCGGGGACAUGCGGGCGCAAAGGAUGGAGAUAUGGAUCCUCUCUUUCUGUACUUGGCCUACUCGGCUCCUCACGCCCCCUUACAGGCGGACGAGAAAUUCAUGAAGCUGUGCAGCGAUGUGCCGAACCGGCAUCGGCGGACUUUCUGUGCCAUGAUGGCACAGUUGGAUGAAGGCAUUGGGAAUGUGACAGCAAGUUUGAAGGCGCAUGGCAUGUGGGAGGACACGGUUGUGGUGUUUACCAGUGAUAACGGGGGCUACUUCCUGGUGGGCGGAUUCAAUUAUAACUACCGAGGUGGCAAAAGCGGUGGAUGGGAAGGUGGUGUCCGGGUCCCCGCCUUCAUUCGCGCACCGAAACGAUACAAUUUCGCCCCCAGGGAUUUUAGGGGAAUGGCGCACGUGGCUGAUUGGAUGCCAACAUUGAUGGGCAUGGCGACUGGGAGGGAAGAAGGGAGGGAGAGGAUGGGAGAUGGCUACGAUUUGAGGAAAGCUUUCCGGGGAGAUGAGGAGGGUGGAAAAGAGAAAUCGCCUAGAAAUGAAGCGCUGCUUCAACUAGAUAUCUUCCAGAACACGUCGGCGUACAGGAGUGGGUGCUUUAAGUUGCUUCUCGGGUGCCCGGGGAUCACAGAGCUCAGCUUGGAACCGACUGAGACCUUGUGGGUGGUCAAAGACGAGGAGGAAGAAGAGAAAGAGGAAGGGGAAGAGGAGAACGGUGUAAGAAAAAUUUCGCCCUUUAUGAGAGACGUUGAGGCGAAGCUUUUGGAGUGGAUUGCCGACUUGUUGGAUGCGAUAAUGUCGCCUGCUAACAACCAGGGCAUCAAGUAUCUCGCCUUUCUUAACAUAGCACUCUUCAAUGAUUGGUGGACUCGUACCUCCUUUUUUAAUUUCUUAAAUUCCCGAUACCAGGACCUAACGAUGUGGAAGGGGACCCUCGGCGAGCACGGCCCUGUCUUAGAUUGGAACCGGGACCACGGCCCCAAGAUCAUGCUCUACAACCUCUGCGAGGACCCGGAGGAGAGGCACAAUCUGGCCUUCAAGAAGGGAGGAAAAUACGUGGUAGACAGGCUUUACAGAGAAAUGAUGUCGAUUGUCAAAGAUGCGCCCCUUCAGUUUGCCGGAGACCUGGUCAUUUCUUUGCCUGGAGAGCGAGGAAGGAACCACAGCGAGUUCCCCUCGCAACCCUUCUUGCAGGAGGCGGAGGACAUCUCCACGUUCGCUUGGGUUCUCGACCGCGGUUUCCAUGCGCUGAACCGGCGCAUCACGUACUUGGUCCAUGGCCUCUCGGUCUUGUUGCUUUUGACGAUAGUCUGGGGGUGGUGCGUUGUGGAAAGCAUAUUUGAGGAAAAGAGGAGAAAGAGGGAAAUCGGCGCCCUUAAGAAGGAGUAGAGAGCAGAGGAAGGGAUGGUAAAUCUCCAAGGUAGGGAUCCUAACGUCAGGGCAAGGAUAAUGAAAAAAAAGGAAGAGCGUGACGCUGCGAUUAGUGGGCGUAGAGGGUAUCAUCGGGAUAGGAAUGAUGGAAGUGGCGAUGCCGCGUACAGGAGAGUUAAAUAGCAGAAGCUGUUGAUAAUAUUUAAGUAUAUGUAAAACCCAUAGAGAGACCGCUGUCCAUCUCAGCAAGUAAGAGACCAAGCACUGGAAUGACGGAGGAUACGAAGAGUCAAUGACACAGGAGCCUCGGUGCGGGCCCCGCGGCAGUCUUACUCCAGGCAUGAGAAGUAGCUGAACAGUGUUUGAAAACGAGACGAAUUGAGCGGAGACAUGUCAAGUGGUGUGUGUGGGAGUGUGCCUCGUUCUGAAUGCGAUCACCCGUUUAAGAUUCAUUCAUCCCAGAAGCCUUUAAAGCUUGAGAUAUUUCUAAAUUUGAGAGCGUCAAAUCGUAUUCAGAAAAGCGUUCGAAAAAAAGAAAUAGAGGCAUGAUGUGUCUCAAGGAUC